AGUCAGGCAACGCCACCUCACCUCAUUGCAUUCCUGUCAAGCACGGCCCUAGCUGUUCUUCUUGCUCCCAGGCCAAGCUCUUCAUCCCCACCCCCAUAUACCUAUUCCAUUGAUCCAAAUGCCAGUUUUCCAGAACAGAAAGCUAGGCUACCACCUAUCGCGAGGCUGAUUCUUGAUAGACUUGCGAGCUGCUACUAUGACGAGAUUCAAGUCCUCAGUGCUUGCUACUACCCAAGAAUCCAUGGACCGGCGAAGUACAUCGCUGGUUCUAUGGCUUGCAGUUUCAGGCAUCUUGCUCCUCCACGCGGUUGCGUUAGACUCCCCAGUUCCAGACACCUCAGCCACCGGACCCAAUUGCAAGGAUACUAAUCAAACGUCCGUGCUUCAACAGAUGAACUGGAGUAGCGGGUACCAUUGCGACCCAACGGGCGUCGUCGACAGCAUAAACCUGAGCAGUCAAAGGCUGAGCGGAAGCAUCCCGGAAAAUCUGAGUUUGAUAACCACCCUCACGAGUCUCGACCUCCAUAACAACAGUUUCAGUGGUAGCAUCCCUUCCUUCUUCAGCAAUCUCACCGCCCUCAAGAUCCUGGACCUCCGCAACAACAACUUCAACUCAACUGUCCCGUCUCUGGAAGGCCUGACAGAUCUUAUGCGCCUGGCAUUGGCAUUCAAUAAUCUCUCAGGGCCCAUACCAGUCAACCUCUCCCUGAAGCUCGAGCUGUUGGGCUUAGGUAACAACAGCUUCGAUCAGCCCAUUCCAACAGGAAUAGGGCGGUUGACGAGCCUCACCUUCCUGAACUUGAGGUCGAACCAGAUAGUUGGGGAGAUCCCGUCCAGCAUGGGCCAACUAGUCAACCUCACGCAGAUUGACCUCUCCAACAACCAGCUCUCAGGAUCCAUCCCACCAGAGAUUGCCAAUGCCACCAGCCUCUCGCGCCUGAACUUGAGCUCCAACCUCUUGACUGGGAACAUUCCAUCUAACAUGAGCCAACUCGUUAAGCUUGAGGAUUUGAACUUGAGCUCAAACAAGAUAGAUGGGAGCAUCCCGUCCAGCAUAGGCCAGCUCGUCCGCCUCACGCAUUUGAACAUGAGCUCCAACCUUCUGAUUGGGAGCAUUCCACCUACCAUGAGCCAACUCGUUAAGCUCGAGAACCUGGACCUCUCCAACAACAAGCUCGAAGAACCCAUCCCACCAGAGAUUGCUAAUGCCACCAGCCUCUCGUACCUCCUUUUGCAAUACAACUCUCUUGACGGCACCAUCCCGAGAAGCAUCAGCGAACUUAAGAAGCUAGAAAAACUGGACCUGUCACACAACCAGCUAGUAGACUCCAUCCCAGCUGACCUUUCCAGAGUCACGAGCCUCUCGUACCUGGACCUCUCCAACAACCAGCUCGCAGGGACCAUCCCAUCCGAGAUUUCCAAACUAACAGACCUUUCCUACCUGGAUCUGGUGGGCAACAACAUAAUUGUAGGCAUUCCAAGCAGCAUGAGCAAGCUUGUCAACCUCGUGGAAUUCUUACUCCCAGAUAGCUUCUGUGCAUCCGAGCCAGUUAAUGGAUGCCAAAUCUCCAACAAAACAUGCCGAUGCAAUGCCUCUGCUGUCGCCCCACCAUCGAAUUCUCCCCCAUCAGCCGCACCUCCAUCUGCCGCACCUCCAUCUGCCGCCCCUCCAUCGAGCGCGGCCCCGUCUGAGGCCCUCCCAUCCUCCUCCCUCUCCUCGGCGGCCAUUGCUGGCAUUGCCAUUGGUACUGCAUGCGUUGUGGCUGCGCUGGUUGCUGUGCUGCUCGUGGCCUGGCGCUACUGCGGCAACGCCCAUCCCAUGGUGGCCCUGCGUGCAUCCACCCCCGGGGCGGCGUUCAGGGAGUUCACGCUGGACGAGAUGCGCGUGGCGACGGACGACUGGGCGGCGGGCAACCGCAUAGGGUCGCGCGGCUUCAACGACGUGUACAAGGGCCUGGACCCCUACAACACGGGGCUCGUGCUUACUGUCAGCCGCGCACGUGUCCUUGCCAACAACUUCAAGAAAGCGGUGGAGCGCAUGGGGGGCGUGCGGCAUGCGCACGUGGUGGCGCUGGUGGGGUUCUGCAUGGAGAUGACGCCCAGCGCGCUGCAGAUGGAGCAGAUCACCGUCUACCCCUUCAUGCCCCACGGCGACCUCGAGAAACGCCUCCGCCCAGGUGCACAGGCGCCCCUGAGCCUGGGUGAGCGGAUGGACAUUUUGGUGGGGACAGCGAGGGGGCUGGAGUAUCUGCAUGCGAGUGGCAUUGUGCACCGCGAUGUGAAGCCAUCCACCAUCCUGCUGGACGACCGCCUGCAGGCUCGUCUGGUGGACGCUGGGUUCGUGAGGGUGGUGGGGAACGGGGAGGAGAAUGGGGAGCGCGUGGUGGGCACACCAGGCUACGUGGACCCGUCGUAUGCCAAGACACACGUGGCCACUCCUCAGUCUGACAUAUACAGUUUUGGCGUGGUGAUUUUGGAGGUGCUGACAGGUCGCAGGGCCAUUCUCGUCGUCACAGACCGCCAGAUGACCAUCAGUCAGUGGGCGUCCCAGCACGUGGACGCGAAUGACAUAGCGGCACUGAGGGACCCCGAGCUGCCCAUCACGUACGACAUGCUGCGCCACCUCGCCUCGCUUGCCCUCGCCUGCACCACCACGAUGCCCUCCCUGCGCCCGCGCCUCUCGUACGUCCGCGAGCAGCUCGAGGCUGUCAGGCGCUCCCUGCCACCGCCUGCCGCGCAACACCCCCCUGCUGCUCCUGCGGCUGCUGGUCCGACGCAGGGAGAUAUGGAGCAGGGGCUUCUGGAUGGACAGUAGGAGGGAGGGGGGGAGGAGGAUUGCGAGGGAGUGAGAACAAUGAAGAGUUCUUUAUAGAUCCAUAUGGUAGUGGAGAGGUGUGGAGGGUGGGAGUAUUUCUGUGCCGCCUCGCCUCGCUCGCCCUCGCCUGCACCACCACACUGCCCUCCCUAUGCCCGUGCAUCUUGCACGCCCACAAGCAACUCGAGGCCAUUCGUCUCUCCCUGCUGCCGCCUGCUGUGCAACCCCCCCCCUGCUGCUGCUGCUGGUGCUGCUGCUGGGGCAGCUGCUGCUGCGACUCCCCUUCAGGAAGUGGCGGCGGGGAGGUGCGAUAUGCAGCAGGGGUUGCUGGACGGGGAGCACUAGGAGGGGAAGGGGUAUCGGAGGACCAUGUGGGAAUGAGAGCAAUGGGAAGGAUUUGCUAGAUGGAUCGAGCAGUGAAGGGCUUGAGAGUUGCAACUUGGAAGAGUGCAUUGGGAAGGUCAAGCAGCCAGCACUAGUUGGACUCAGAAUUCAAGCGAGGAGAGCCCAGAGUUUAUGAUGGUGUCGAGCUUGAUGUAGCCUCUUUAGGUUUGCUUUGUUUUCCAUAACUCUUGAAUAUGGCAGACUUUGGUAAAUACUACCGUAGAUGAGUGGCGGUGUAACUAGUCGAUGUACUGUAGAGUUAUGGUUGGCGAGAGCACCAGGCCACUGCAUGCUUGCACUGCGGGAAAAUUGCUGCUGCGGACUGUCCACGAAACUUUUCAUACUUUCGUAGACAGUGUUAAAAUUAUAUAAGUUAUAAUUUAAUGUAGGCUUGGUAGGUUGUUACUGAACCUUUCUGUAGAGGGUACAAACCCCUUCUUGUACUCUUCUCUCUUCCUAAACAAACACCUUU
Closterium sp. NIES-67 is the source of this 3671-nucleotide messenger RNA. The record is from the annotation of a GenBank genome assembly. Lineage: Eukaryota; Viridiplantae; Streptophyta; Zygnematophyceae; Desmidiales; Closteriaceae.